ACCAUGUCGGUCACAGUUAGGAAGAAGCUACAGACGGCCUUACCGCACCUCAGCAGCGCCGAACUUAGAUGCUUAGGCUUCGACUUGGGUGUCGAUGAAGACGAGUUACCGGGUCGACAACUGGGGUUGAGACUAGGGGAGCGCAUAGGACGGUUGGCCAAUGUGCAAAGACAUGAGCACCGGUUUUCCGACGUCAAGAGCAGUUCAGGGAGUUUGCAGCCUUGGAGGAGAAGUGAAGAUCGUCUGACAGUUCAGACGUACACCAUGGAGUCGGGGGAGUAUCUGUUGGCAAUGGUGAUUGAUGGACACGGCGGGAAAGAAUGUGCAUCAUAUGCCCAGAAAACACUUCCUGUACGGAUUCGUCGGGAGUUAGAAGCGAUCGGAACCAUAUCCAAGUGCGAUGAAAUAUCAAGAGCAUUACAGCGCGGCAUUACAGUUUUCGACGAGCAGUUAGCCCAGGCGCUGAAGAAGGCAGUAUCCAAGGUCCCACCUCAAGAAACCUUGUCCACCAUGUUUUCCCAAGAAGAUGUUCUGAAGCGUCUCCUGCGGUGUUUCCGUGGAGCGUGCGUGGCAGUGGUUCUGGUUCGAGUCUCAACUCAGGACCUUUGGGUUGCGAACUUUGGGGAUUGUCUAGUGGUCGAAGGUCAUAAACGCGGAGGGGACCCUUCCGGUGGAUGGCAGGUCCGCCAAUUAACUGAAGAUCACAACACGAGCAAUGGCAACGAAGUGAAGCGCAUAAAGAAUGAACACCCUGGUGAGGAGUGUAUCAUCGAAGAUCGGGUGCUCGGUAAAACACUUCCAACGAGAACUUUGGGUAAUUGGGACCAAAAGUGGCAGAAAGAGGUUGUGGGACCGCUCUAUGCCUUCGUUCCCUUUGUUCGUCCCGAAACACCACCCGCUCGGGAUCGCCUUCUCGCAAACAGUCUCUCUCCUCCGUAUCAGAUUUCCAUCGCAGAUGUCAGGCACGAGAAGCUGCCAGGAGGCAGAGUGGUGUUGAUUGUUGCCAGCGAUGGUCUUCCGGCCAACUAUGCUCGAUUGAAUCCCGAUCAACAUACGGAUGCCGACGAGAGCAGGCAAGACAUGAUCGAAAGCUGGGUACGCUCUGUCAACAGAGAACCCCUAGAAGGACUAGAAGAUGCAGAAGUGACAGCCGCUGAGCGAAUAAUACGCGAUACACUGGGUGGCAGGGAUGAGAGAAAGGUACUGGUGAACGUAACUGACCGACUGCGCCUAUUACGGGACGACUUGACCGUCAUAGCAAUCGAACUGGCUUUCCCCGAGCCUUCUGUCUAAAUCAUCAAACAGUAUCCCCGGUCUCUGCACGGGGAUUGCUACACACAUACCCAAUUUUUUGGCCAGCAACGAAACGAUCUGUGACCGCGUCUCAUUCACUC
Molecule: messenger RNA, 1394 nt
Organism: Dacryopinax primogenitus
Lineage: Eukaryota; Fungi; Basidiomycota; Dacrymycetes; Dacrymycetales; Dacrymycetaceae
Product: protein serine/threonine phosphatase 2C
Exons: 4
Coding region: 4-1293 (429 amino acids)
Biological process (GO): protein dephosphorylation
Molecular function (GO): protein serine/threonine phosphatase activity
Source: RefSeq, a predicted model, not a curated record